Mercenaria mercenaria is the source of this 1764-nucleotide messenger RNA. Its product is annotated as neurogenic locus notch homolog protein 1-like. The record is from RefSeq and is a predicted model, not a curated record. The transcript is spliced from 16 exons. Bases 6 to 1667 code for a protein of 553 amino acids. Gene Ontology annotation, molecular function: calcium ion binding; Notch binding. Gene Ontology annotation, biological process: Notch signaling pathway. Gene Ontology annotation, cellular component: membrane. NCBI's taxonomy places the organism in Eukaryota, Metazoa, Mollusca, Bivalvia, Venerida, Veneridae.
GUUUCAUGGACGAGCUGAUUACACUUAAACUUACGGUGGUGUACGAAGGUGGCUGCAGAGCGAAAACCGUAUGUAAACAGUCAGGAAGAAAAAGGAGAAGGGGGAUAGACGAUCUAGUAGCUUGCUCAAGGUGUUGUAAUUUUCGCGAGGACUGCAACAGUCGUCUUUGUGGCAUAAAAGAUGACAUCAAUGAUUGCAAUCCGAAUCCUUGUCAAAAUGGUGCAAAUUGUACAGAUGGCAUCAAUUCGUACACGUGCAUGUGUAUCCCUGGCUUUACAGGAAGUAAUUGUCAGACAAACAUCAAUGAAUGCAAUCCGAAUCCUUGUCAAAAUGGUGCUAAAUGUGUAGAUGGCAACAACUCAUACACGUGUGUAUGCAGUCCUGGUUUUACAGGAAAUACGUGUCAAAUAAACAUCAACGAGUGUAUUCCAUACCCUUGCCAUAACGGAGCAUCGUGUAUAGAUGGCAUCAACUCAUACACAUGUACGUGUAAUCCUGGCUUUACUGGAUAUACGUGUGAAACAAACAUUAAUGAUUGCAGUUCGAGCCCUUGUCAUAACGGAGCAACGUGUAUUGAUGGCAUUAACUCAUACACAUGUGUGUGUAAUCCUGGCUUUACCGGAAUUACAUGUGGAACAAACGUGGACGAUUGCAAUCCAAAUCCUUGUCAUAAUGGGGCGACUUGUAUAGAUGGAAUCAACAGUUAUACAUGCAACUGUAUGCCCGGCUACAGUGGACAUGAUUGCGAAACAGAUGUAGACAAUUGCAUAUCAAAUCCCUGUUCUAAUGGGGCUACAUGUGUUAAUGGAAUAAACAACUUCACAUGCAUGUGCAACCCUGGCUUCACUGGACGUGACUGCAAAAACGUUGAUGUCGAGGUCAAUAUGACAGUUCCUGUACACACUGUGAUAGUUCUUAACUGUAGCAGCCACAACAACAGUAGUUCUAACAGAUUUUCCUGGAGGAAAGUAAAAAGUUGUCAUGGACCAUUUGUCAGUUUUACAGGUGCCGUGCUGUAUCUAACAUCAAAGGCUACAACAGGGGAUUCUGGGACAUACGUAUGUGAGAUAAAUAACAACCUAGGACAAAACAUGACUAAAACUUUCAACGUACAUAUUUCAUCGUCCAAAACUGAAGACAUUUGCACGUUUGAUGACGACAGCUUGUGUGACUGGGAGCAAGCCCGGGAUGACAAAUUUGACUGGACAUUUCAGACAGGACCUACACAGUCAGGGGACACAGGCCCUGAUGAUGACCACACCCUAGGAAAUGGGCAAGGAAAGUACCUAUAUAUAGAAUCGUCUUCACCAAGAAAAGUGAACGACGACGCAGCGCUACUGUCACAUAUUUUACCAGCUUUGCAACAAAGAUGUCUCACGUUCUGGUACAACAUGUAUGGGGACGGGAUAGGCAAUCUUAAAGUGUACCUACAGGACAUGUGUAAAAAUGGUCAGAAGGAGAUGUUCAAGGUGUCGGGUGACCAAGGACAUAGUUGGAAACAAGCUAUUAUAUCCAUUCCUGUAUCGUCAGUUCCUAACGAUUACAAAAUAAAAAUUGUAGCAGACGUAGGACCAACUUACCAUGGAGAUAUUUCCAUUGAUGACGUCAUAAUCAGUACUAAAACCUGUUCUGAUUUGACACAAGGAGGUGUUUCAAUGAUAGGUUAGCAACGAAAGUCUUCGUGAUUAUUUGUUUUCUAAGACGGGUUCAAAUAUGUUUUGUACUGUUCUGUUACAUGAUAAUAAACAUGUUUAUAUAAAGUCA